GCUGGGAACUCCCAGUGUGACCAGACGUGACUUGUGGAUCACAUCUCAACCACCGAUCAUCGCGCUCAUCAACGAUCACGACAGCGAAUCUCCAGCCAUCCGAAACCCGCCCCGAGCAGCACGAACAGGGAACGAAUAAGUCGCCAAAAAGGAUAGCAGCAGCGAGGGUCUUGUUUGAGUUGCAGAGAAAUGUCCGCGUCGCAGCUGAACGCUGUGACGCGCGUGAACCUACCGCCGCGAAAGGUUCCGUGCAAGUUCUAUAUGUCCGGGGUAUGCCGACGCGGAUCAGCUUGUUGGUUCAAGCACGGGAACGAGAGUAAGGAGCUGCCAUCUUUGAACGCGACUUUUACUCAGCACGAGGAGAGGGGGGGUGAGGCGGAGACAGAGGAGGAGGGCGGUGAGGCGGCGGGUGCUGCGGCGGAGGUGAUGAUUGAUCAGAGCGCGCCCGAGUCGGAUGAUACAAGGAGGAAGCCUGCUGAGGAAGGCCAGGACACCUGCUGCAUCUGUCUUGAGGUUCCAAAAGUUUACGGACUGCUGUUGAACUGCAGCCAUGUUUUCUGCGUUGACUGCGUUCGCACUUGGCGGAAACAGGAGGGAAUGGGCUCUAUCAUCGUUCGCACUGCCGCGGCCGAUACUACAUCGCAGCCUCCCAACGCUGGUGCAGCGCGGCGCAUGAGCGUCACGUCGCUCGGUACGCAUGAUGAGAGAGGCGACUUUACUGAUGGUACUGGCGCCAACCAAGUGCUGCAUCGAAGCGAUCUAUCAAAGUGCUGCCCUCUCUGCCGACAGCUUUCAGACUUCAUCGUCCCAUCCGCACAGCUCCCCGUCGACCCGUCCGAGGCCGACAAGUCGCCCGAACGACUGACAAAGCAGGAGAUUAUCGACAACUACCUGACGACGCUGAAGCACAUCCCAUGCAAGCAUUUCAAGCGCAACCGGAUCUGCCAGUUUGGCAACGACUGCUUCUACUCGCACGCCAUCGCGCAGACUCCCGCGCCCGUGCCGGACUUUGUGAAAAAGUCGCUGCGGGGCGAGUCUGCGGUGCCGGCGACGGCGGCGUUCCCAAAGUCGCUGCGCAGACAGCGGAAGCCUGUUACAUGGGAAUACGUGUUUAAUUCGACGGAGCUAGCUGCUGUCGCGAGAAGAUAUCAUCAAGCUAGAUAUUCAGCGGCGUGAGGAUUAUUGCUAUUUAAGGGAUGGGAGGUAUCUGAUAGCGAUGGUGGGUAUGCAGGUGUUUUUGAUUAUAUUUGGCUGCUCGGGAUCUAUAGGAAUUGUUUACCUUUUCAUAAUGUUAUUUUUUAAUAAUCAUUCCU
Messenger RNA from Myxozyma melibiosi, 1313 nucleotides. RefSeq lists its product as uncharacterized. Gene Ontology annotation, molecular function: metal ion binding; ubiquitin protein ligase activity. The coding region runs from base 190 to 1176 and encodes 328 amino acids. The transcript has a single exon. The record is from RefSeq and is a predicted model, not a curated record. NCBI's taxonomy places the organism in Eukaryota, Fungi, Ascomycota, Lipomycetes, Lipomycetales, Lipomycetaceae. Gene Ontology annotation, biological process: protein polyubiquitination.